Molecule: messenger RNA, 1498 nt
Organism: Jatropha curcas
Lineage: Eukaryota; Viridiplantae; Streptophyta; Magnoliopsida; Malpighiales; Euphorbiaceae
Product: UDP-galactose/UDP-glucose transporter 3
Biological process (GO): UDP-galactose transmembrane transport
Cellular component (GO): Golgi membrane; endoplasmic reticulum membrane
Molecular function (GO): UDP-galactose transmembrane transporter activity; UDP-glucose transmembrane transporter activity
Source: RefSeq, a predicted model, not a curated record
GAAAUUUAGCUAGGCCGUUAAUUUAGAAACGGUACUUGCUUUCCUUUUCUGUGUAUUUUGCUCUCUGCUCUCUGCCCCCUCAAUCGAUCCCUUUUUGGUUUUCACUGUUCCCAUUUAAGGUGAAAAGUAUAAAUUAUUAUUAAAAAAAGGGGAAAAUCCCGCCAAAAUUUUGUGAUCGGGAUUGCCGGCGGCGAAAUGGAAGCGCACGGCUUCGGUCUCCGACGAGUGCUUGUGUUGGCCUUCUGUGUUGCCGGGAUCUGGUCGGCGUACAUUUACCAAGGUGUUCUCCAAGAAACUCUAUCAACAAAGCGAUUUGGUCCGGAUGGGAAGAGGUUUGAGCAUUUGGCAUUUCUAAAUCUGGCACAAAAUGUUGUCUGCUUGGUUUGGUCGUAUAUAAUGAUAAAGAUUUGGUCCAGAAGAACCACUGCUGGGGGUGCUCCUUGGUGGACAUAUUGGAGCGCAGGCAUUACUAACACUAUUGGUCCAGCCAUGGGGAUCGAGGCUUUAAAGUAUAUCAGUUACCCUGCCCAGGUCCUGGCAAAAUCCUCGAAAAUGAUUCCAGUCAUGUUGAUGGGCACUUUAGUUUAUGGUAUAAGAUACACCAUUCCGGAGUAUUUAUGUACUUUUCUUGUUGCUGGAGGGGUGUCUACAUUUGCAUUAUUGAAGACUAGCUCAAAGACAAUUAGCAAGCUGGCACAUCCAAAUGCACCCCUUGGAUAUGGUCUUUGUUUUUUGAACCUUGCAUUUGAUGGGUUUACAAAUGCUACUCAGGAUUCGCUGACUGCAAGGUAUCCAAAGACCACUGCCUGGGAUAUAAUGCUGGGAAUGAACUUAUGGGGUACCAUAUAUAAUAUGCUCUACAUGUUUGGAUGGCCACAGGGGAUAGGAUUUGAGGCAGUUCAAUUCUGUAAGCAGUAUCCUGAGGCAGCUUGGGACAUUUUUCUCUAUUGCCUCUGUGGUGCAGUGGGGCAGAACUUCAUCUUUUUAACCAUAAGCCGAUUUGGCUCCCUUGCUAACACCACCAUCACCACAACCCGUAAGUUCGUGAGCAUCGUGGUCUCUUCAGUGUUGAGUGGCAAUCCCCUGUCAGCAAAACAAUGGGGAUGUGUAGCCAUGGUCUUCUCAGGAUUGUCAUACCAGAUCUAUCUCAAGUGGAAAAAGUUGAAGAAACUGCAAAAGAAGAAAAAGGCUACAUGAAGAAGAGGGACAGUAACAUUUUUGUACUUUUAGUAUUUCUUUUCUUUUUCGUUUCCUCUAAUUUUUAUCUCCGCCUUAUUUCAUAUUGUAUAUGGCUAUUGUAGCCAGAAAGGUUUGAAUGGUUUCAAAUAUAGGCAGCAGCUAGGAAUUUGAUAAAUGUAAUCAAAAUAGAUCCUAUACUGAAAUGACAAGUUAAUGUUAAACUCACGACUUUGCUAUUCUGGCGAAUGGUCUAAAAUUGGGCCGGCCGCCAGUUCAAUCCGAAUUGUAGCUCGGGGAUUCUGGACUUCAGCCAGUGAUA